This is a messenger RNA of Odocoileus virginianus texanus, 1911 nucleotides long. RefSeq names its product immunoglobulin superfamily member 5 (gene IGSF5). Gene Ontology annotation, biological process: cell-cell adhesion. The record is from RefSeq and is a predicted model, not a curated record. Gene Ontology annotation, cellular component: bicellular tight junction; cell surface. Lineage: Eukaryota; Metazoa; Chordata; Mammalia; Artiodactyla; Cervidae.
GAGGCGCGGCGUUGUCCGUCUGACCUGCCCUCGGGCUGGCUGAUGAUUAACCUAGAGUCUGCUGCUCUGGGCCCGAGGCGGGAGGCCACCUCUGUGUGCACGCGCGGCCUGAGAGGUGAUCCACUUCCUGGUAACAGCUGAGCACCCUACAGCUUCUCCAGUGGCCGACAGAUUGGUUCCUGCGUUUGUGUGGGGAGAGCUCGGAGGCAGGGAAGAGGGGACCCAGAACCUUCGCUGAAGGCCGGAGAGGCAGAUUCACCUGCCACAGGUGAGGAGGAACAUGUGAGAUGGAGGGAGCUGCCGAGAGAGGCGUCCUGGCCAUGCUGGUGGUCCUGGCUGGGCUGGCAGCCUGUGGAUCUGGCAGCGAAAUCAUAGAGGGUCCCAAGAACGUCACGGCCCUGAAGGGCUCGGAGGCUCGCUUCAACUGCACCAUCUCCCAGGGCUGGAAGCUCAUCAUGUGGGCUCUGAGGGGCACGGUGGUGCUGAGCGUGACGCCUAAUGGGUCCAUCAUCACCAGUGACCGCUUCACCUCUGCGAGCUACCAAGAGGGCGGGAACUUCAUCUCCGAGAUGAUAAUUCAUGACGUGCAACUCAGCGAUGCCGGGCAAGUCAAAUGCAGCCUCCAGAACAGCGACCAGGAUGGAGCCGCCUUCCUUUCCGUUCAAGUCGUGGGGCAGUUGCUCAUUCCUGGAGGCAGCCUUGUAGUCACUGAGGACAAUCCUUGUAACGUAACUUGCCGUGCGCUGAACUGGACCCCGCUCCCAGGUCUUUCCUGGGAGAUAGGGGUUCCCGUGAGCCAUUCGAGCUAUUAUUCCAUCCCGGAGCCUGAGGACCUUCAAAGUGUAGAGAGCAUCCUUGCUCUGACGCCGCAGGGGAACGGCACUGUGACUUGUGUGGCUGAGAUGAAGGGGCUGGAUGUCCGUGAGUCUGUAACUGUCCGUCUCACUGUGGUUCAGCCUCCCUUGGACAGUAUUGAUAAACCAGGUACAUCAUUGCCUACCUGGGCCAUAGUUCUACUUGCUGUGUCAUUGUCAUUGCUUUUGAUCCUGAUCAUUGUUCUGAUUAUAAUAUUAUGCUGCUGUGUCUCCAGGACAGAGAAAGAAGAACCUAGUUAUCAAAGUGAAAUAAGGAAAUCUGCAACUAUGAAGACAAGCAAAGACACUCUAGGGACAAACUUGGAAAUUGGAAAUGAAAACUAUGGCUACCAUUCAGAUGAGCCAAGGACCAUACAUGAGUGGCUGGGUUUGGACACCGAGCCAGCUUCCCUCCACGACAAGUCCUCUGAAGCCAGUGUUCCAGAACAACGCAGCAGUAGGCAACCUCAUCAGGAGUCUAAUCACCGCCAACUGGGCCCAGCAAAUCACCCACCGGUUUCCUUUAACAUGGGCAGUCCUAAGAAGGUCAGGAAUGUGACUUUGGUAUAGUACAGACAUCCCUUUGGCUUCACAUGGCUCUUGACUGAGGACCUACAUCUCACUGCUCACGAUGUCAUCAUCGCUUACUGUGAUGUCAUCACUGCCAUCACUCUAACACUGGGCUCCCACUUUGCAGCAUGACCUGGAAGAAGCAGUGUUGUCAUCAUCAGAAUGGAUAUCUUAUUUUGAGAGGAAGGACUCCAUUUUCCCAACUUCUAAAGUGGAAUUUGACUUUUAAAAUAUUUCAAGAUUUCAGCGAAUUCCAUAGUUACUAAGUAAAAGUUGCACAUUCAUUAUGAUAAUGCUUCUCAUCACUCAACACUCCUGCUUGCUAACCCAGCAAAUGACAGAUAUGUCUACAUCCCAUUGUGAUGUUUAAGAGGUCUUUAUUAUCUACAGUCUCUUGAAGAUAAUAUUUAUGAUCCAACCAGUCCAUCCUAAAGGAGAUCAGUCCUGGGUGUUCAUUGGAAGGACUGAUGCUGAAGCUGAAACUCCA